CUCUCCUCUGAUCUCCCACAUACACACUCAAUAAGAACUGCAUUAUAAAUACUUGCAAAAAAAACCUCUCUGGCCCCCAUAUUGUCAACGAAUUUUGUUGUAGUGAUCGUGGUUGAAUAAGUCUAGUGACUCUGCAACUUCUGAUGGCUUUUCGCUGGAGAGCGAACAGGGCAGAUCGCCGCAAUGAAACUAGAGAUCCGGAUGAAUCUAGCUCAUCUCCUGAAGAUAAUCGAAGUCAUGCAUCUGCGUCUGAGAGUUAUAAAGGUAUUGGGCCGAAGCCAUAUUCAUAUGGUCAACUAGCAACGGCAACUGAUCAUUUCUCCAACAACAACCUCCUUGGCGAGGGUGGUUUUGGUCAAGUUUAUAAGGGAUCCCUAGAUGGUAAAAUCCGUGCUAUUAAGAAACUUAAAAAUCUUCCGGAUGUACAGUCGAAAGAAAAUUUGGAGACUGAGAUUGAGGUCGUUAGCAAAGUCAGCCACAAAAAUCUUGUUAAGCUGGUUGGUUACUGCAUUGAUGGAGCAAAUAGGUUGCUUGUUUUAAAGUAUUUUCCCAAUAAGUCCUUGAAAUCAAAAUUACAUGGAAAGGAGAUUUUGAACUGGGAGAAAAGAAUGAAUAUUGCCAAAGGCUCUGCAAGAGGAUUGGAAUAUUUACAUGAACACCAUAAACCUAAAAUCAUACACCUAGAUAUCAAGCCAGAUAAUAUUCUUCUUGAUGACGAAUUUGAACCAAAGGUUGCAGAUUUUGGACUUGCCCUGUUUUUUUCGGAUGCUGCUACUCACAUCUCCAAAUCAACAAUUGCGGGAACCCAAAUCUAUGCAGAUCCAGCGACAACACAAUCGGGAAAGUAUUCUGAUAAAUCAGAUGUUUAUUCUUUCGGUGUAACGCUUUUAGAGCUGAUUACUGGAAGACAACCCAUCGAUAAAGGCAGUGAUAUUGUUAAUUGGGCAAACUCUCAUAUUGAAAAUGCUUUGAGCGGAGAAUAUGAGAAUUUUGUAGAUUCCAAAUUGAAAACAUUUGACCUCGAAGAAAUGCACCGAAUGAUUUUUUGUGCUGAAGUUUGUGUAAAUAGGCCUCCACAAUCUCGUCCAUCAAUGAAGAAGAUACUUCUAGCUCUUGAAGGAAUUUUGCCUUUAGAGAAUUUAUGCGAUGAGAAGACUGUCAACAAAUUGCGACGGAGCAUUACAUAUGACCCUAAGCCAAGCCCCAAGCCUCCUACCGUUCAAGAAACUAAAUAUGUUCAACAGAGGGGUUCCUCCAACACCAUUCGAGGGACGAAUCAAGUUUACAAGCCGACAAAAUUUACUUAUCAACAACUAAGUUCGGCUACUAAAGAUUUCUCCCAAAAAAACCUUCUUUACGAGGGUAUUUUGGGUGAAGUUUAUGUAGGAUACCUAAAUGAUGGUAAACUAGUGAUAGUCAAGAAAUUUAUAGACACGCAUGGAGGGAAAGAAGAUGAAUUCAAGAAGAUUAAAGACGUCAGCAGUAGUGUCCAUCAUCAAAAUCUUGUUAACCUGAUCGGAUACUGCGAUGAAAGAGACAAUAGACUGCUUGUUUAUGAGUGUUUUAGGUUCCGCUCCUGCUUAAGAUUCCGUUUACUUGCUAUGGAUAACAGACUAGGAGUGAAUGAAUCACCUUUGGACUGGCCAACCCGAAAGGGCAUCGCUUUAGGCAUCGCUAAAGGAUUGGUACAUCUCCAUCAACUAUAUAAACCUUGGAAUAUAUACGAGCAUUUCAUGGAUGAUAGCAUCUUUCUUGAUGAUAAUCUUGAACCAAAGUUUGCGGAGUAUGGACGUGUCAAGUUUGUCUUACAAAAGGAAAAAAAGGUGACCCACCGCAGGAAGCAUCCUACACUUAUGGACUCUAAAUUUUUUAUUUCUAGCGGUUCUACGACUUCUGAAUAUGUUAAGCUCGAUGUUUAUUUCUUUGGAGUGAUUCUUCUUAAGAUUAUUACUGGGAAACAACAACAUAAUGAUAUUAGUUCCACUGAUGACUUUAACUUAAUUGAAUUGUCGGUGCCUUGCCUCGAAAAUGAUUGGCCCAAAGGCGAUGAUAGUUUUGUUGAUGAAAAAUUGGAGGAGUAUGACAAGGAUGAAAUGGAUCGACUGAUAGAAUGUGCUUUAGCAUGUGUAAAGCCUUGUCCGCAAAAUCGACCGCAAAUGAGUCAGGUAAUUUAAUGAAAUACUUUGUAUUAUAUAUAUAUGUGAAAAAAAUGAAAAUUCGAAUCUGACUCUGUCAAAAUAAUAUGCUUUCAAUAACCAAAUUAAAUCAGGCUAAGCUAUUUUAUAUUCUUGAUUUAUAUCCAUUUUAUCUUUUGGUCAAAUGCUUUAUUAAUUUUCCUCUAAAUUUUCAUCUCCUAUUUGUUUAAUUUAACUAUAAUAAAAACAAUUUGCUAUGUAAUUAGUUUGUGUGAUUAAUCAACCAGUACUUACCCUUUUUUAUUCCAUUUCUUUGCAAAGCAGGUGGUUGAAGUUCUAGCAGGAAAUAUUCCUGCGAAAAAUCUCAAGAAAAUUGAUAGGAGGAAAACUUAUUAAAAGAAAAAAUAAAUAAAUAAAAGAAAGAAAGAAUUCUUUUUCCCUUUUAAUAGAAGUUGGAAACUUCAUUGAAAGGCCGAUUAUACAUCAAAAUAAAAAAUAGACCUCAUUGGAGGUGGCAAAGGCGUGUUUAGCUGUUAGGCGUUCUGAGUUUUGGUUUGCUUGUAUCCAGAUGAUCUGUGGAACCUUCUAUGUAUUGAUGCUUCCUUGAGCCUUGUAAUGCAAAUCGCAAUUCAAAAAAUAAUCGAAAAAGGUUUGAAUCCAGAA
Hevea brasiliensis (rubber tree) is the source of this 2798-nucleotide messenger RNA. Its product is annotated as proline-rich receptor-like protein kinase PERK15. Gene Ontology annotation, molecular function: protein kinase activity; ATP binding. Lineage: Eukaryota; Viridiplantae; Streptophyta; Magnoliopsida; Malpighiales; Euphorbiaceae. The transcript is spliced from 14 exons. Bases 144 to 2174 code for a protein of 676 amino acids. The record is from RefSeq and is a predicted model, not a curated record. Gene Ontology annotation, biological process: protein phosphorylation.